Messenger RNA from Pelodiscus sinensis (Chinese soft-shelled turtle), 4231 nucleotides. The record is from RefSeq and is a predicted model, not a curated record. NCBI's taxonomy places the organism in Eukaryota, Metazoa, Chordata, Testudines, Trionychidae.
AGGUAGGUGAGCUCAGUAGUACAAUCAGCCCAUCAAGUGACAGUCUCCUGGAGAUCUCUGUGACCCAAUCCAUCACACACAUCAAAUUCUUUUUUGAGCCCUGUUAAUAUGUUCAGCCUUCAGCAUAUCCCAUGGCAAUGAGUUCCACAAAUUGACAGGGUGUUGAAUGAAAAAAACCACCCAUCUUUAUAUUUGUUUAAAACCUGAUGCUUAUUGAAAAACAAAUAAUACUUGGAAGUCCUUAGCAGGAACUUCAUACUGUCUAUCCACACUUUUGGAAGAGGCAGAUAUUGACGCUGGAGCCUGCCACAAGUCCACUGCUGAUUUUAACAAUUCCUUGUUAAUAAGCAUAGUGGGUCUACUAGGCCUGAGCAUGAGUCAACCAUGUCUAGCAGCUUUUGAGAUUUCUCCUACACUAAUUCCAGUGGGAUGUCAAGGGUCUUGGCCAUACAGUUCUUCAGUUUUGGAAUGCCUUUAAGUCAUCAGUUGGACAAAGUAGAGGGAUUGUCUAUCGGGGAGAAGGACGAAUUAUUACCAGGUUCCUCUACCCCUGCUUGUUACAGCCUCGUCUCUCUUUGGGAAAGGCGAUCUUAUCCUAUAUGAGAAGGAAGAGGAUGUUGGUUUGAGGGCAUGUCACUGCAUAUACCAACUAGCCCAGUAGGGAAGUGACUAAUAAGUAGGAACCAUAGGGCCUACUCUGCCCUUACUGGCUUGAGUGUGGGAACAGAAGUUAUAUCUAGAAGACAGGCCCUCCCCCAACAAGCACUGCUAACCAAAAAAUCCAAUACAGGUGCAUUAGGUAGAGUCCAUGUGGUUAAUCACUUGAUGAACAACAAGGCAGUUAAAGCUUCUCCCAAUUUCAGUCUUUACUGGAAAGUUCAUUUUGCUCCUACAAGUAAUGAAGUAGAACUUUAACCUCUCUCUUUCUUUCUGAUGUGGCCCACAGGCUCUUAGCGGACUGAUGCUAGGGAUUUGUGGAUUGUAGAGCCCAGACCUUCAGAGCAGCAGUCCCACAAGAGUUUUUAUAUCAGAAAGGCCAUAUUGGGUCAGAUCAAAGUCCAUCUAGUCCAGUAUCCUUACAACAGUGGCCAAUGCCAGGUGCUUCAGGGGGAAUGAACAGAACAGGUCAUUGAUAAAAAAGAUAAAUGGUGUAGGGCCAAGAUCAGAUCCCUGCAGGACCCCAUUAAAGAUAUACCCACUUGCUGAUUGCCUGCUUCCAGUUACAUUUUGAGACCUGCUUUAUCACAGGACCUGGUUUUGAGGGAUGUGAAUGGCUCAUAAUGUGGAGGUCAACGCAGCAGUGAUCGAUCCACCAGCUGUCGAUAUAUCACGUCUGCUUAGAUGUGAUAGAUCAAUCUCCAAGCACUCUCUUGUUGACACCGAUUCUCUACCAGGAUGAGAAGAGUAGCUAGCAUCAACGGGAGAGCAGCGCCCAUUAACCUUACCGCACACAAGACACAGCACAGCAGAAGGCUGGACGCAGGGAAGUAGUUUGCAACAUUGGUGGCAUCCAGAGAUGGUUUCUAGAGAAGAAGCAGGGUUAUUGCGUGCUUCAGGUGUGAACCAGAGUUCCCAGGAUAGAUGUGAAGGGAGCGUCUUGAAGAGAUCUCCAUUUCAGCUGAUUAUGAACCAGAUCCAAAGGAAAAAAUCCUCUAUAGAAAAGGGAAAACAUCAGUGCUCACCAAGCACUAGAUUCUUCAAGAGUUUACCCACUGGGAAAUCUACUGGCAAAAGCAAAGCAGAAAGUGAAGGUGUAGAAAUCCAUAAGUCUAAAACAGAUAGUAAGAAUGAGGAGCAAGCUCCUCCUGCAGCAGACAAACCUCCUCAUCUCAUUUCCAAAACAGACACAACAUCUGGUAUAUGGAGAGUUAAGCAAUUCAUGCACAGACUGGGUAGGAAGCCCAACAGGAAGAAUAUGGACCUAAAUAAUUGUGCAUUAGAGGCAACUGAUUUAAUGGAGCUAGUUGCUGUGUUACCUUUUCUACCAGAGCUGGAAGAGCUCAAUCUUUCCUGGAAUGAUUCUAUAGGAAGAGCUCUGAAACCCCUUACUCUUCAGCUCCAUAAUGUGAGCAAGUUAAAAACUCUCCAACUAAACAACUGUGCAUUGACAGAUGAGGAUGUUACUUCUUUAGGUGAUGCACUUGAAACCAUUCCUCACCUUGAAGAACUGGAUUUAUCCUGGAAUAAUAACAUAGGUGGAAAACUAUCCCUCUUGACCAAAAGAUUCCAGAAAGGGUGCAAGAUCAAAAUCUUAAAAUUUACAGAUUGCAGUCUAACAGCAAAAGAUGGAGAAUCUUUAGCUCAGGUUCUAAAUGCCAUCUGUGACCUUGAAGUAUUAGAUCUUUCUAUCAACAGAAACAUUGGCUGCAGUCUGAAGAGUAUUGCUCAGGAAUUGAAAAAUGUGCCAGUUUUGAAAGUAUUAAAUUUGCACAUGUGUGGAUUAAAGAAAGAUGGCCUCCAGUAUUUAGAUGGUGCUUUCCAGUACUUACCAGAACUAAACAAAUUAGACCUAUCAUGCAAUAAAGAGAUUGGUGGAGGGUUUAAGUAUUCAGCAGCUCAUUUGGCCAGUUUUAAAGACCUAGAAAUCCUGGAUCUCCAUCAGUGCUGUGUAACAGAAGAGGACAUGGCAGUUCUCACACAGGUGAUACCUUUACUCUCAAGCCUCAAAGAGCUGAAUUUAUCAUCUAAUAAAAAUAUUGGAAUGUCUUUCAACCACCUAUUCAGCAGGCUUAGAUUUUUACCAAAGUUGAAGUCUGUGGUCAUCAGCAGUUGCUCUUUAGGAGAAGAGUCCUUUGCAUCACUAGCUGAGACUGCCCUUCACCUCCCUGAACUGGAGAUAUUAGACCUUUCUUGGAAUAAAUGCGUUGGUGGGAACCUAAAGCUGCUUUUGGAAGCACUGAAGGUUGCAACAAAGAUUCGAAUGUUGAGACUGAGUAGCUGUAACUUGGUGGAUAAGGAUCUAUCUCUUUUAGCCUUAGAAGCCCAAGCGGGUCAUCUAGCCAAAUUACAGACGCUAGACCUGAGUUAUAAUGACAGGGUUUCUGAUGAAGGAUGGGCCACUUUCUUUCAAGGCUUAAUUGCACUCACAGAACUUUCAGAGUUGGACAUCAGUCUUCGGCCAUCAUCUUGUCAUGACUGUGGAAUGUGGUUCAGCAAGUUAUUAACAGAUUUGUUAAAGCUGCCUGCAUUCAGAGAGAUAGGCAUGCAAAGGUGGGUCCUUUCAGAAUCACAAGAGAAACAACUGGAAAGUUUUAAUCAGGGCAAUAAAAGGAAUGUUCACUUUGAUUAUUGAUGCAGGCCCUGGGUUUCUGGAAAGAUCUUUCCGAGUAGCAUGUGAACUAUGCAUUGUGAGAUUUUUGACUCAGAAAAUAGUCUAUUUUUUACUGGUAAGAUGGUUUUUGUCAUGUCUGAGGGAAUUAUGUGUUUGGGAAUGUUAUUUAAUUGUGAAAUACACAGAUAACUCUAUUUGAUCACAUAUAAGAAAUAUAUGGGUGUGUAAGGAAGCUAUGUCUUUAUUUUAUACACAUCUAUCUGUUUUUAGUAAGCUGUGUUUUAAAUAUAAGCAUCUUCUGCCUCAUUUGUGCUAAUUUAGUGCUGCACAGAUUUUGGUCUUCAGAGGAACCCAUAUAUAUUUGCUGGGGUGGUGGGUGACCCCAUGGCUUGGGGAGGUAAGAUCUCCCAGCCCUGCCCAUUAGAGUCCAUGCUUUCCCCCCACAGUGUGUGUUUGGGUCCAGCUGAAACAAGUUAUAGGAUUGGUGGGGGCUCUUCCUGCUUAUCUGAAGGUCUGCUUCAGCUUCUAGAGCAGCCUUUAUUGCCCCGUACUCAGGCAAUACCUUCUGUGUUGCCUGUCUCAGUAGGUACAGCCAAGGAGUGUAGCCAUUAGCAUGAGGAUCUGAUCCACUGUUCAUUGAAAACAAUGGGAAUCUGUGAAGCAGUAUGUUCCCCAUACCAGCCCUAAGAGUGAAAUUAUGACAGGUUGGCCCAAUCUAUCAAUUAAGCUCCAAAUGGGAGGUUUUGAUUCCUUAGGUUCCACAAAUUAGGAAGAAGCUUACCUGGAAAGGAAGAGGCAGGGCUACUGUAAAGUCAGGAAACUGGUACCCAGGGAAGUUUGUACACCUCCCUGAGGUAAGGGAGAAGCAGCAGCCUGAGAGAAAGGGGUCUAGGGAAGGGGUUUUUAAACUUGAAUCACAGACCUGCCAGGGUGGGCCUGCAACACUUUGUUUACUCUAAA